Messenger RNA from Eptesicus fuscus (big brown bat), 1284 nucleotides. Its product is annotated as pepsin F-like. The record is from RefSeq and is a predicted model, not a curated record. Gene Ontology annotation, biological process: proteolysis. Lineage: Eukaryota; Metazoa; Chordata; Mammalia; Chiroptera; Vespertilionidae. The transcript has 9 exons. Gene Ontology annotation, molecular function: aspartic-type endopeptidase activity. The coding region runs from base 1 to 1152 and encodes 383 amino acids.
AUGAGGUGGAUCGGGUUCCUCAGCCUGGUGGCCCUCUCCGAGUGCCUGGUCACCAUCCCUCUGACCAAGAUCAAGUCCAUGCGGGAGAGCCUGCGGGAGAAGGACCUGCUGACAGACUACCUCCAGCGGCACCCCUACAGCCACGCCUACAGGUUCCUGAGCGGGGAGGGCGUCACUGUGCACCCCAUGAGGAACUUCCUGGACCUGUACUACGUUGGCACCAUCAGCAUUGGAACGCCCCCUCAGGAGUUCAAGGUCAUCUUUGACACGGGCUCAGCUGACUUGUUGGUGCCCUCCAUCUACUGCUCCAGUCCUAUCUGUGUGACACACAGAACCUUUGACCCUCGAGCAUCGUCCACCUUCCAGAGUACGGACCAGCCCAUUGAGCUGCCGUACGGGUCGGGCAAAGUGACCGGGCGGCUGGGCUACGACGAUGUGCGGAUUGGGGACCUUGUGUGCAAAUCCCAAGCAUUUGGCCUGAGCUGGUUGGAGUUAAGCCUGUCCUUGGAAUUCACGGCCUACGACGGCAUCCUGGGCCUGGCCUACCCCGCCCUCGCCCUCAGAAACACCACCCCGGUCUUCGACAGCAUGUGGAACCAAGGCCUCAUAUCUGAGAACCUCUUCGCCUUCUACCUGAGCAGUAACGAGAAGAACGGCAGCGUGGUGAUGUUCGGCGGCGUGGACCCCUCCUACUACCGGGGCGAGCUCCAGUGGGUGCCGGUGAGCGAGCAGGGCUACUGGCAGGUCACUGUGGACAGCAUCUCCAUGGAUAGCAAGGUCGUGGCCUGUGCUGACAGCUGCCAGGCCUUUAUGGAUACCGGGACCUCGCUGGUGAUUGGCCCAACCAACUCCGUCCUCAACAUUCUGAGGAACAUCAGCGCCCAGAACACCAGCACCAGUUGGUAUGUCGUCAGCUGUGAGGCCAUCCACAGCCUGCCUGACAUCGUCUUCACCAUCAAUGGCGUCGCGUACCCAGUGCCAGCCAGCGCCUACAUCCGGAGGGAGCAGACGGGCAUCUGCUACCCCAACUUGGACACCGACACCUCGGACAGCUCCAGCCUCUGGGUCCUGGGGGACGCCUUCCUGCGGCUCUAUUUCACCGUCUUCGAUCGGGCCAACAACAGGAUCGGCUUGGCUCCUGUGAUCGCAUAGACGUGGGCGCCGCUCCUGGAGGCCUCCGGCCCGCCCCAAGGACUCACACACUCCCUGCGUCCCCGCCCAGGGGACCCGCUACAGCUGCGUCUGGGGCUUUGCCAAGCCCUCUUCUCAGUGGAAAAGGAAGGA